Messenger RNA from Penicillium maclennaniae, 2832 nucleotides. RefSeq lists its product as uncharacterized. Bases 1 to 2832 code for a protein of 943 amino acids. The record is from RefSeq and is a predicted model, not a curated record. Gene Ontology annotation, cellular component: EMC complex. Gene Ontology annotation, biological process: protein folding in endoplasmic reticulum. Gene Ontology annotation, molecular function: protein binding. The transcript has 2 exons. NCBI's taxonomy places the organism in Eukaryota, Fungi, Ascomycota, Eurotiomycetes, Eurotiales, Aspergillaceae.
AUGCGCUGCUCGGUGCCCCCUCCCCCCGAUUCGACCUUCUUCCUCAAGCCCUCUACCUCCUCCAAUGCAUCUCUCCUCUACACCAUUUCCGAAAAGUCGAUUCUGGGUGCUGUCAAUCCCCGAGAUGGCUCAUUAGUCUGGCGGCAGGACCUCUCGCGGUCGGCCUCUAAGCUGAGUGGCGGAGCCGGCAUUCUACGCGGUCUCGAUGGGAAUGACGCUGUUGUCGGCGCAGCCGGAGACUAUGUUUCGUCAUGGAGUGCUCAGGAUGGAAAAUUGGUCUGGGAAAACAAAUUUGCUGAUGGAUUGAUCGCGGAUCUUGAGCUCCUGGAGUUGGAGGAUGCCAGUGCGACUUCCAGCGUCCGCGACACGCUUGCGCUCGUCAACAACGGCGGCGCCGGUAUUGUGAGACGUCUGGACGGUGACUCUGGAAAGACUAAGUGGGAAUACAAGGAUGACAGCGGCGAUGUCCCAUUCCAGGUGUCAUCUUCUCCCACUCAAGUCUUUUACAUCUCGCUCCAGUCCUCAGUUUUGAAGGGUUACAAGAUCAAGGUCACCUCUCUGGACUCGCUGACGGGUCGUCAGACUAGCCAGCACAGCUUGAGCUCGGAUGCCGAUGUCACCGGCCCUGAAUCCGUUCUGUUUGUGGGAGCCAACGCUGCAUCGCCUUUGAUUGUUUGGGCAGACAAGUCGCUCAAGUCACUCAAGAUCAAUGUCAUUGGCACUAAGCAGGUCAACACUGUUUCUAUCGAGAACGUGUCGGGCCAGGAGAUUGAGCGGAUCACGGUGCACGCUGCUCAUAAACUCAACGCUCUUCCCCAUUUCUUGGUUCUCUAUCGCACAACUACUGGAUCUUGGGCCGAGGUCUACCACGUGGACUUGAAGGCUGCUACGGUGGCGAAGGCGUACCAGCUGCCCUUCGUGUCAGGUCCUUCCGUGGUCGCUACCAGCAGCAUCGAUGCCAAUGUGUACUUUACUCGCAUUACUGAUUCGGAGACCGUUGUGGUUUCGUCCGCAUCCCAUGGCGUUCUGGGGCGUUGGGAUCUUCGGUCAAAUUCCCCUGAACGCGCUUCAAAUGCCGCCGCAGAAGUUGUCGCAAAGGGCUCUGCCGUCGCUGUACGUGCUGCUAUUCUACGUGACUCUGGCGAUUGGCAGCUCAUUCGCAACGGCCAAAUCGAGUGGAAUCGCCCCGAGGCGUUGAUUGAUGCCGUUGCAGCCGCUUGGGUGGAGAACGAUGUACAGGAAGACCUGGUUCAUGAGCUGGAGGUCGAGGGCCACGAAACCUUGCUCGGAGCAUACAUCCAUCGGGUAAAGCGCCAUGUGCGGGACCUCGAACACCUCCCCGCCUGGCUGAAAGAGCUUCCUAGCCGUAUUCUUGGUAGUAUUCUCGGUGACGAGGUGACAAAUUUGGACAGCUUUGGAGUUGCGAAGCCUGUGAUCAUCGCUACUCGAAAGGGCCGCGUCUAUGCCUUGGAUACUGGUAAGCAGGGCGCGAUCACCUGGUCCAUCCAGGCUGUUGAAACCUCCUCUUGGGACAUCAAGGCGAUUUUGGUUGAAUCUGGCGAGGCCACCAUCUACGCCAGUGACGGUAGCUCUAUCACACUUGAUGUCUCCACUGGUUCUAUUACGUCGCGCUCCUUGCCGAAGGAUAUUAAGAUUCAGUCAAUUGCCACCAUUGAGAACCAGGUUGUGGGCAUCCAAGAGGAUGGCACUCCAGUUUCUUCCUUUGACAAGAGCACUGGAUACUUAGUAACCACUAGCACCGACGGCCGUGUGCUCGGCUGGGCCCACAACGAUAACAAGGUUCCUGUAUGGGAGUUUGUUCCUCCUGCUGGUCAAAAGGUCAUCCAGGCCACGGCUCGUCCUGCCCAUGACCCGGUUGCGUCCAUUGGAAAAGUUCUCGGAGACCGUUCAGUCCUGUACAAGUACCUCAACUCCAAUUUGGUUUUGGUUACUGCCGUCGAUACCAAGGGCCACACUGCCGGCUUCUAUCUUCUGGAUGCUGUUUCGGGCAAGAUUCUACAUGAAGCUAUCCAGGUUGGUGUGGACGCAAACCAACCCAUUUCGUCCACCAUCUCUGAAAACUGGUUCGCUUACUCGUUCUACGGCGAUGUCACUGACGAAACCUCCGCCAAGGGGUACCAGCUUGUGAUCUCUGAGCUUUAUGAGUCCGAUAUUCCAAACGACCGUGGCCCUCUUGACGCUGCUGGAAACUACUCCAGCAUCCACGGCGCCAGCCCGCUCCCUCACGUGGUCUCGCAGUCCUUCGUGAUUCCCGAACCCAUUUCUCACAUGGCUGUCACCCAAACCCGCCAGGGCAUCACCACUCGCCAGCUCCUUUGCACCCUCCCCUUCUCCAACUCCAUCGUCGGUAUUCCUCGUCCAGUCUUGGACCCCCGUCGUCCCGUCGGCCGAGACCCAACCUCGUCCGAAGCUGAGGAGGGUCUGUUCCGCUACGCGCCUUUCCUCGACUUUGAUGGCAAGUGGUACCUGACGCACGCCCGCGAUGUCGCAGGUAUCAAAACUGUUCUCUCCCAGCCUACACUGUUGGAGAGUACCAGUCUCAUCUUUGCGUUCGGCGGCGAUAUCUUCGGCACCCGUGCCACUCCUAGCCAGGCAUUCGACAUUCUCGGCAAGAGCUUCUCUAAGCUGCAACUUCUGUUGACUGUUGUGGCAUUGGCCGUCGGAGUUUCAUUUUUGGCUCCAAUGGUAAGUUUGAUCCCAUCUCAUGCAGCCCGUUCUGCGUUUACUAACUCUAUUCCCAGGCUCGCAAGAAGCAAGUCAACAUGUUGUGGAAGGCAUAAGCUUAGAGAGCGUUGCAUAUACCAUUACUAG